Messenger RNA from Parnassius mnemosyne (clouded apollo), 1116 nucleotides. Lineage: Eukaryota; Metazoa; Arthropoda; Insecta; Lepidoptera; Papilionidae. The record is from the annotation of a GenBank genome assembly.
AUGGAGGGUCAGGAGUGGCGGGACGAGUGGCAUCAGCCGCGGCUAAUGGACGGCGGACUGCCAAGUAAUCAUUGUCUACGGAGCAGCUUCUUACAGCAGUCUAUCGCAGAGCGAGUUGGCCGAGAUCCUGAUCAAAUACCGUCUCUACCUCCUCUGCACCAUCCCAUCGGAGAUAAUGAUGGGUGCGCACGAAGUACAUACUCUCCGCUGCAAGCCCUCAGCGAAAGUACGUGUCGGGAUCACGGUGCCCAAUCUGCUCCCCAGCCCCAGCCACCCCCACCACGUGUCCAGGUUUCAACGCAGAACGUGACACUCCACCCGGCGGUCGCGCGCUGCACCGCCACGCUCGAGCUGGCCGCGCUCUGGCGGAGCUUCCACGAGCUCGGCACUGAGAUGAUCGUCACGAAGGCCGGCCGCAGGAUGUUCCCAGCGCUUCAAGCGCGACUAGCUGGUCUACUGCCCAAUGCGGACUAUCUGCUGCUAGUCGACUUCGUGCCGCUGGACGACAAGAGAUACCGAUACGCUUUUCAUAGCUCGAGCUGGGUGGUGGCUGGCAAGGCGGACCCGGUGUCGCCGCCGCGCAUCCACGUGCACCCGGACUCGCCCGCCGCCGGCGCGCACUGGAUGCGCCAGCUCGUCUCCUUCGACAAGCUCAAGCUCACCAACAACCAGCUCGACGACAACGGACACAUUAUCUUGAAUUCGAUGCACCGCUACCAGCCGCGACUCCACGUGGUGUAUCUGCCAGCAGAGGGCGCCCGUACCGCGCCCGCUACUGUGCCAUACCGCACAUUUGUGUUCCCUGAAACUGGCUUCACCGCCGUCACCGCCUACCAGAACCAUCGGAUAACACAAUUAAAAAUAGCAAGUAACCCAUUCGCCAAAGGAUUCAGAGACUGCGAUCCCGACGACUGUCCACCGGAGCAGAGUCAGCAGAGGGCUGUGUCCAGACGGCGCGAGGUGGCAGCGGCCGAGCCCGGCGCCGCACUGGCGCAGCCGUACGCAGCCGACCCCAGCGCCUGCGGCCCGCUGUACGCGCCACACGCGCAUACCGUGCGGUAUCAACCACACGCAGGCCCAAAUACCGCCUACACUGCAUACUACGCCCAUAGAUAG